UCUUUCAUUUUUCCACGUUCGCCAUUUCAAAUUUAAUUAUUUUCCUUUCAUUUAUACGCUUAUACAAUUCAAAACCCAUCCAUCCACCCAGACACAACUACAACCAAAUUUCUUUUCUCACAAAAAUCAUGCUUUUUAAAGCUCACCCAUAUAAUUCCCACUCAUUAUCUUUGUUGCUUAAAGCUCAUGCCCUCUCCCACUCUCUUAUCUCUCUCUCUCUCUCAAAUUCCUUCCCUUGCUCCAAAAAACAAAACAAACAAACCUAGACACACACCCCUCUCAUCACAAACACAUUAAACCAUAAACUCACUCUGUCCCAUAAAAAACACAACUUCAAUAACCCUCCCAUGCGAUCAUGGACGGAGGUGACGAUUUCCACCACCACCAUCACCACCACCAACACCAACACCGACAAAACUUCCCAUUUCAACUCCUCGAGAAGAAAGAAGACCAAGACCCCUCUUCCUGCUCCACUUCCUCCCCUUACCCUUCCCUAGCCAUCUCAGCCGAACCCUCCACCUCCAACUCCACCCGAUCCACCACCCUCCUCCCCACACCCUCCGAAGCCUCCCCCAAAAAGCCACCACCCAAAAGAACCUCCACCAAAGACCGCCACACCAAAGUCGACGGCCGCGGCCGUCGAAUUCGAAUGCCCGCUCUCUGCGCCGCCAGAGUCUUCCAGCUCACGCGGGAGCUCGGACACAAGUCCGACGGCGAGACCAUAGAGUGGCUCCUCCAGCAGGCCGAGCCUGCUGUCAUCGCCGCCACCGGCACCGGCACCAUCCCUGCUAACUUCACCUCCCUUAACAUAUCUCACCGGAGCUCCGGCUCCUCCAUGUCCGUCCCCUCCCAGCUGCGAUCCAACUACUUCAAUUCCAACUUCUCUCUCCAACCCAGGAGAAGCCUGUUCCUUGACAACACCAAUACCUCCACCACACUCCUCAAUUUUCAAUCCAACAACCCCAUCUCCACUUCCAUAUUCCAACCCAAGCACGAAUUGCGCGACUCCUCAUCCCUCGACUUGUCCUCGGAGAACAACGAAGAGGGCUUGGGAAGGAAAAGACGGCCCUUGGAGCAAGACCUAUCCUCCACCAUGCAACACCAUGUCGGAAGCUAUUUGAUGCAAUCCAGCUCCUCCGGGACAAUUCCGGCGAGCCAUGCUCAAAUCCCGGCGAAUAUAUGGAUGGUGGCGAAUUCCAAUAGCCAAGGCGUGAGUGGUGAAGCUCCUCUUUGGACAUUCCCCGGUGUGAGUAACAGUGCCUUGUAUAGAGGAAACAUGUCGAGUGGGUUGCAUUUCAUGAACUUUCCCACCCCAAUGGCCCUUUUACCGGGUCAACAAUUAGGGUCUUCGGGGAUUGGUGGGAACAUCAACGAAGGGCAUUUGAGCAUGCUUUCGGGGCUUAACCCUUACCGGACGGUGAUCGGCGUUUCGGAAUCUCAGGCGAGUGAGUCACAGUCACAUCACGGUGGAAGCGAGGAUCGGCACGAUGAUAAUUAACACCACAGGAUCAUCAAAUCCACCAACUCGUGUUCUUCGAUUCCUACAUGUGUACUAGUUUGGUGUUUUAACACAACGUGACGUGAGGUUUGGUUAUUAUUGCCCUACGAAAUUGAGUUUUGUUUAUUUUGAAAGGAUAAUCAUUAUCAUUAUUAUUAUUUUUUCUAUUUCUUUGGUGUGGUUAAUAUGUUGGAAGAGAAGAGAAGAGAAGAGAAGAGAAGAGGGUUUUUUAGGGUUCGAGAGAGAGAGAGAUGACACUAUUUAACAGUUGGAUAUUAUUUGGCUUUAUUUCACUACACGAUAUCUUAUCAUCAUUGUUUGUGCAAUUGGCUUUUCUUUUCCUCUCUCCCUUUUUUCUCCCGAAAGCCUUUUGAUUUGUAAUUUUAUGCUUUUUAUUCUUAGAAGAGAAAGAAAACAACUCACUUCUCCAUCAUAACAUGGCAAGUUCAAUUAUCUUCCUUCUGAAUUAACAACAUUGGUGUUUUUCACAUGUUGCGUUUUCCUGGUCUCUAGUAAAAGGGAUGAAACAGUUUACCAAAGGGAAAAAGCUAGAGGGAUAAAAGGAAACAAGUGUGACAAUGCUUUUGCACUCUAAAUCUUCGCCAUGAAUGUGGAGGUUUUGGAGAAUGGAUGAUUAAGAAUUUUGAGAGAUGGAGGUAUAGUAGAAUGGUGGGGUCUGCAACACCUUAUCGGUUCCAGGUGUUGCCUCCAUGGUGGGUUCCAGCUGCUGCUUAUUGUCCAAACCAAUGUACAAAUUUCACUCACUAACUCCUCCAUCAGGAACAAUAUUAAUCUCAUUCAGAAAUUACUAUAAUAAGGUAAUUAUUAAUUUUAUUUUACAUAAUUAGACUUGUCUUUUCUCUUUUA
Messenger RNA from Vigna unguiculata (cowpea), 2365 nucleotides. Its product is annotated as transcription factor TCP15-like. Gene Ontology annotation, cellular component: nucleus. NCBI's taxonomy places the organism in Eukaryota, Viridiplantae, Streptophyta, Magnoliopsida, Fabales, Fabaceae. Gene Ontology annotation, molecular function: sequence-specific DNA binding; DNA-binding transcription factor activity. The record is from RefSeq and is a predicted model, not a curated record.